CCUCUCCAUAUAACAGCAGCACACUACAGAUCAGAAGUUUUAUGAUCUCCAUUUUAAGUCACCAGGAUGACCGCAUACCUACUGAAGGUGAUACUGAAGAUGACUUGGAAGUUGGAGCAGGAGCCAUCAACCAUACUAGAUCAUUCCUACAUGAGCGAAUAGUGUCAGUGCAAACAGUGAGAUACCUCACUAGUCCAUGGCUGACACGUUUUGUUCCUUCAGUUUACACUGUAGUGCUUGUGCUGAGUCUCCCCCUGAACAUUACAGCGAUAGUCGUGUUUCUGAAAAAAAUGAAAAUUGAAAAGCCAGCUGUGAUAUACAUGCUGAAUUUGGCCCUUGCAGAUGUCCUGUUUGUAAGCGUGCUUCCUUUUAAGAUUGCUUAUCACUUUUCUGGAAAUGAUUGGGCUUUUGGACCCGAAAUGUGCCGUUUCAUCACUGCUGCCUUCUACUGUAACAUGUAUUGUUCAAUUAUGCUUAUGACGAGCAUUAGCUUCGAUCGCUUCUUAGCAGUGGUGUAUCCCAUGCAGUCUCUUGGGUGGCGUACGUUAACACGUGCCUCACUGAUUUGUUUCAUCAUAUGGCUUGUAGCAAUAGCUGGGGUUAUACCUUUUCUCAUUAGAGAGCAAACAAUGGAAAUACCCAAGUUAAAUAUAACUACUUGCCACGAUGUGCUAAGAGAAUCUGAGCUUCAUGGCUAUUACCUCCACUUCUUCUCCAUCUUCUCUUCUGUGUUUUUUGUAGUGCCAUUUAUAAUUUCUACUGUCUGUUACGUGUGUAUCAUUCGAUGUCUUAGUUCUUCUACUCUUGUUGCAAAACAAAAUAAGAAGACACGUGCCUUGCUCUUGUGUGUGGCUGUUUUUUCUGUUUUUGUUAUUUGCUUUGGACCAACAAAUGUUCUCCUAUUAAUUCAUUAUAUCCAUUUUUCUUACGACAACAGCUUAGAAUAUCUCUACUUUGCCUAUCUACUCUGUGUUUGUAUCAGCAGCAUUAGCUGUUGCAUUGACCCCUUCAUUUACUACUAUGCUUCUUCUCAGUAUCAGAGACAACUUUUCAGUCUCUUCAAUUUUAAGAAGACUUCUGAUCCUAACAGUAGUAACAGCAGUGGCCAGUCAGUGUCUACCACUAGUAGAAGGGGUACGUGCUCUACUAAUGUGAACAACAGUGUCUACAGGAAAUUAUUAGCAAUGCAUUGA
This is a messenger RNA of Nestor notabilis (Kea), 1193 nucleotides long. It is a transcript of the gene F2R, whose product is annotated as coagulation factor II (thrombin) receptor. Gene Ontology annotation, biological process: phospholipase C-activating G protein-coupled receptor signaling pathway; blood coagulation; positive regulation of blood coagulation. The transcript has a single exon. The annotation marks the transcript as partial. The record is from RefSeq and is a predicted model, not a curated record. NCBI's taxonomy places the organism in Eukaryota, Metazoa, Chordata, Aves, Psittaciformes, Psittacidae. Gene Ontology annotation, molecular function: thrombin-activated receptor activity. Gene Ontology annotation, cellular component: membrane.